AUGUCUUCCGCCGCUUACAGCCGUCUCCGCGGCAUUUUCAAGAGCAGCACCGCCACAGCAACAGUUGUACCCACCUCCAACUCCACCGCCACAGCAACAGUUGUACCCACCUCCAACUCCACCUCCACGACGACGACCACCACCACUACGACGAAAAUAGUAAAGGAAAAGAUAAAGAGGCCUAAAAAACCCCCCACCGUCCCCACAACGACCGCCCCUGCCGCCGUUACCACCAUCAUUUCGCGACCCAAGAAUGAAAACCUGGCCUUUCAGCCAUUACCCAUGUCACAGCUAACAGCUUCCUUAGGAAACCUCAGAUCCUUCAUUGAUCAAUUCAAGAGAGCCUCGAACCUGGGCCCUUUUCGUUACAGCUACAAGUACUACGACGAUGUCGUCUCCCACCUUGCACGCGCCAAACAGCAUUCCUACAUCGAAGAAAUCCUCGAACACCAAAAGAGAUACAAAACCGACAUGAGCAACGAGGCAUUCGUAGCUCGACUAAUCUCAUUGUACGGGAAAUCAAGAAUGUAUGACCACGCACGCAAGCUGUUCGACGAAAUGCCUGAACUAAAUUGUCCACGCACAGUCUUAUCCGCCAACGCCCUUCUCACAGCCUGUGUCAAUUCAAAAAAAUUAAACGAGAUGUCUGAUCUUUUCCGGGAGCUACGCGAUGAAUUCUCCAUUGAUCCUGACGAUGUAUCUUACAAUAUUGUAAUCAAAGCUUUCUGCGAGAUGGAUGCCACUGAUUCCGCAUUACUAGUUGCAGACGAAAUGGAGAAAAACGGAUUCAAGUGUAAUUUAUAUACAUACAACACCAUUCUUGACGCACUAUACGCAGAAGGUAACAUUUCAGAAGCUGAUAAACUAUGGAACGAGAUGAAAAGCAAGAAUCUUGAACCUGAUGUAAGAACUUAUAAUUCAAAGAUCCGAGGAUUGAUUAUUGAUAAAAGAAUCACAGAAGCUAUUGAGUUGCUCGAUGAGAUGAAGAACAAAGGGGUAAACCCUGAUGUUUAUACUUACAACGGUUUGAUCCAUGGAUUUGUGAAAGAAGAUGAUUUGGUAGAAGUAAAGAAAUGGUACACAAAAAUGGUGGAAAACGGGAUUGUUCCUGAUUCAGUAACAUUUAGGAUAAUUAUCCCAUUUGCAUCUAAAAAGGGUGAUUAUAAAUUCGGAUUUGAGUUGAGCAAAGAGGGUUUGCGUAUGGAGAUCAAUGUUGGUAGAUUAAGUUUGCAGGGAGUUUUGGAUGGAUUAGUGAAGGAAUCCGCCAUUGAUGAAGCAAAGGAGCUUGUGGAGCUUGUGAAGGGAAGUGAUUUCAUAUACUAUAAACUCAAGGUGUUUAAUCAUUCGAAAUUUGGAGGUUGA
Messenger RNA from Lactuca sativa (garden lettuce), 1362 nucleotides. RefSeq lists its product as uncharacterized. The record is from RefSeq and is a predicted model, not a curated record. Gene Ontology annotation, biological process: mitochondria-nucleus signaling pathway; chloroplast-nucleus signaling pathway. Gene Ontology annotation, cellular component: chloroplast. Gene Ontology annotation, molecular function: protein binding. Lineage: Eukaryota; Viridiplantae; Streptophyta; Magnoliopsida; Asterales; Asteraceae.